AUCUUGGCUGUCUCAGAAGGAAAGGCGGAGGGUUGUAAUUCAAAGAUGAGCGAUACCUGGAUCAAGAAGCCUUUACACGCAGUUGAUCUCCCAUCGCAGCGUUGCGGUGCUGGUAUCUUGGGUUCAUAAAAAACCGGGGGGCUGUAGAGGGAGGAUCUUGGGCUGGCAUGGUUUGGGGCAGGCGUGUAUGGAGUUGUUGCAGGGUCUCCCCAAUUUGGGAAAUGGCUUCGGUCAGUCUCUGAAGUUGGGCUUCGUGUGAGCCUAGCAGGAUCCCCUGCUGGCUAACGGCUCCAUGAAUCCGUCUAGCCUCUGCUGGGUCCAUCUUAUUAAGGGCUCAGUCUUGCUGUUAUGGCCGGGCCUCGAACCCAGGUCGUGUCGUGGAAAACUGUAUGCACUAACCACUAGACCAGCUGAGGUUUGUGAACCCACGUUGCAGAAACUCACAAGAGACGGUGUAGAGGUAAAAUAGGAAUAGUCUUUACUGGUUAUCUCUCAGAGAACAAAAGUAAAUCCUGGGUUGCUCACAAAAAUCCAUGAAAGAUAAGCCCAAACAAGGAGGAAAAGGCAUAAAUGAUAAUUCCUUACAAAGGGUAAGUAUCCAUGGCAAAAAUCCCAGAAGACAAAAUAGACACAGGCUACAUAGAACAAAUCCGUAGUUAAUAUAAAUAAUAAUAAUUCUGUAACCCUAAGUUUGUUCAACUACUUUCACGGUACAGGCCCCUGAAUUCUUGAGAGGUUAUACUUUUGUUUAUGUGUAAUAUGUGAAGCAAAUUUCCUAGGUGUCAAUUUAUUCGUUGGAAUAAAAAAUCUGACAUGAUAAGACAUGUCAGAUACUUGCGUAAGAUCUAUAUUGGAAAACAGGAUGAAGGAAGUUAUACAGUCACAUACAGAUCAGAGACAAGCAAGCAAGCAAGCAAGCAAGCAAGCAAGCAAGAAAGAAAGAAAGAAAGAAAGAAAGAAAGAAAGAAAGAAAGAAAGAAAGAAAGAAAGAAAGAAAGAAAGAAAGAAAGAAAGAAAGAAAGAAAGAAAGAAAGAAAGAAAGAAAGAAAGAAAGAAAGAAAGAAAGAAAAGCAAACAAAUAGACCAAAAGAAAAUCUGAUUUCUGCGGAGGCAUUUUUUCUCACACUCUGCCUGCAUCUUGAUAUACUUAAUUUGGAGUUCGGAGUCUACUCUGAAACUACAAUGACACCAAACAGCACUGAACAUCACUGCAAUACAACCCACGAACUGAUGGCAUCCGUCCUUCCUCCAGUGGUAAUCAUCGAGAUGUUACUUGGUCUGCCUGGCAAUGUCGUGGCAUUAUAUGUUUUUUGCAAAUAUAUGAAAUCCUGGAGGACCAAUGUCACAUUCCUCUUCAACCUAAUUCUGUCUGACUUUCUGCUGCUCCUGAGUCUACCCUUCCGCAUUGACAACUUUGUACGCGGCGAGACGUGGAUAUUUGGAGAUGCCUGGUGUCGUAUUAAUCUAUUUAUGCUGGCUGUGAACCGUUCAGCCAGCAUUGCGUUCAUGACUGCUGUGGCUUUUGACCGCUACUUUAAAGUGGUGCAUCCGCAUCACAAAACCAAUCACAUAUCCUCAAAACAAGCAGCUGGGGUUGCCUGCUUCAUCUGGGCCACUGUGAUAGCUCUGAGGAUCCCUUUGCUGACCAACAACCUUCUGAAGGCAGGGGAAAACUACUCCCGUUGCAGAAGUUUCAGUAAUUACGAAGAUGUAUCACCAGCGAGGUGGUCUUUCUGCUGGACCUUAGGCCUGUCGCACCUCCCACGGAGCCUGUGGUGGACUGUGCAUGGCUCUUCCCUGAGGCAGGCCUAAGCCUGACAACAUACCGCAUGGAUUUUGCUGCAGGGUCUUCAGCUGGGGACCACCGCUCAUUGACGUUUCGCCCCUUAACCCAGAACGUCUCCUGGUGGCAGGGCAGUGAACAGGGACGUCUCCCUGACACCCCGUGCAGCAAAACCUAGUUAGAUGUUACUCCCCAAGCCUUGUCUCGUCGUUUGAGCAGUAAAAUGAACAUACUACAAAUUUCAAAAAAUCCUCUAUUUAAUACAAUUAUUAUACAAUCGAAUAAUAAUAUAAAUGAAUACUAACAUAAAUAAAAUAAAACAUAAAUAGUUAUAUUAUUAGACACUGGCCAAACACAGACCGGAAGUUAACUGCAUUCCCGGCGCUCGCGUCCAAUGAAAUGGUCAAUAUAUUUCCAGAUAGUAUGAACCUGUUACGUGUUCCAUUUGAGACGAUACCAUCCUAAAACUUAUACAGAUGGUUGAGUAUAUUGUAUACGUCAUUGCACAACUAACAUCUCCUACCUUAAUUAUUGAUAUAAAUUUGGAGAAACAUGAGGGUGGAGAGAUAAUGACAGUUAAAUGGAAGAGAUUUCAUGUAGAUUCAGCUGGCUGAAUGUAGACAUGUGGUCUAGAGGGUGACACGGGAGUGGAUUUUCAAACCUCUCCCAAUCCCACAAAAAAAGUGGGGGGAAAUCCAGUCCCAUCCCAAUCCCAGAAGAAUGACUCCCAUUCCCUCCCACGGCCGUUUUUUUUUUUUUGUCAAAAUCUGUCAGUUACAGUAAAAAAAAUACAGUAAGACCGCCCAGAAAUGAGAUUCGGGUCCGACUCCAAUUUUAUUUUGAUUUUUGCGGCUACAGUCUAGUGAGUGCAUGGGGAAGCCGCCUCCUUCUCUUAUAUUAUUGGUGGUUGGCAUACCAACUUGGUGCAGUACCGCCACCAACUGUUACGGGUGUGUGAAGCACAUCAUCCACUUAACCAGCCACACCAAAGCCAACAGAAGAUUAUUAGAAGAUUAUAGAGUCCGAAAGUACCUACCUAUCGGCCAUUAAAACAGUACGUUCUUUAUAGUAUGAGUGGGAGUAGUAUAAAUACAUUUCGGACAUACUGCAUCCGCCAUGUUUUAUGGUCAUGUGACCCAUAUGCUCUUUGACCUAUGAUGUAUUAACAACAACCUAUACGUGAGCGUUGAUAAAAACAUAACUUAGUCACGAUAAAUUCAUGUAUUGGCACUUACACUAAAAACGGACGUCACCCUUAAAGUUUUCCGCUAUAUUUAUUUGAUUUACUUUUGAAAUUUGACCGUUGCUCAGCUCCCGUGGCAUCAUGGGAUAGAUAAGUGUCCAUCCGAUCCACACUCACGAAUCUCGGCGGAAGCAGUAGACCAUCCAGGUAUUUCUCGCCUACUGUUUUUUGCAUACUGAGGUUUCGGACAUACUAUUCAUGACUCAUACUCAUUUUUGCCUACUAUACAGUAAGGAAGUAGGCGAUUUUGGAUGCAGCCUAUAUGUUUAUUUAUAUCAAAGGUAUAUUUGUGUAUUCCCGGUCCCGCCCACUCCCGCUGACAUUUUUUCCUGUCCUGUUCCAGUCACGUCACUAAUAGUGAUUUUGUUUCCCAUGUUGUUCAAUCCAAAAAAUGUCAGCCUCUAAUGUGGCCAUGAUGUUGCAUUGGGGCCAUCAUUUUAAUGAAGCUGGAUUGUGAUUGUUAAAAUGAAGUGGAGUUGUGAGUUUGUGAACACAGCAGUGACUAACAGGAGGUUACCCCACUUUAGAACAUUGUGCAACCUGUUCUUUUGUCUGACACAACAGACUUUUUUUGAAUGUGUGAAAAUGUUCAUUUCAAAACCCAGUAUGAAUAAUUAUAAAGUCUUUCAUCAUGAAAAGCACUGAUGUAUUUGAGAGUGAAUGAGGCUGAAAUAUUAAUGAUAAACUAGUUUGAAUAAAUGCCGAGAGCAGUCUAUAAAGACUAGUUAGAGUGUGCCGUGCUAUUCGAACCCAACAAAGAUUGUUGAUGAUAAUUAAGCAAUAUCAGUAUUACUGCAUGAGAUGAAAUCAACAAACAUUUAUAAAAAGCAUUCAGAUGAGAAUGAUAACUUUCUUUUUUUAUGACAGCUGUAAUAUUUGGGCCAACACAGCCAGUCAUACAAUCCUAAUAUAUAAAUGUAUUUUUCAUUUAAUCUAUAACAUCAAUGUACUGAAUUAUGUAAUACAUUUGCACAUGCUAUACUACUGGUUUACAAAACUAAUCAAAUGUACAAAUCUUGUGCAAGAGAUCAAGCACUUCCUCUUUGUGCCUCUGUUUCCUCCUUCUUUAUAAAAAAUCUCAAGUGCUACUUAGACAAAUGGCUGAAUGUUUAGCUGGAUAGCCGCUUGCAGAUGUCAUUACUCUUAUCUUACUCAAUUUAGAGGCAAUAAAAAAAGAGUCAUGUAUUCUGAAUUUAGGAUUUUUUUCUGUAUGCAUUUCGAUUUUAAAGGGCUUUCAAAAGCAUGAAAUGAAUGUUUUUCCUGUCUGCUCCCUUUGACGUCACAGCUCAAGACUCAGAAGAUUCACUGAACACGAAUGACAUGACAUCAGCCAAUCGUGUCAUAAUUUUCCGGAGUAUAAACUGUCUAAUUUCAAAUUGCAUAUGGGUUUUCAGUUAUAUCUCUGAGCACUUUCACACCAUCGCACCGAACCGUUCUAAGCAUGGUCUGAAACUGUCACAGUUUCCACGUGAGCAUGGUUCGGCACAACCCGAUUACAGACUGUUCUUGACUGGGAAUUUUCAGCAUUGUUGUCUAACCUCUCUGUAGCCGAAAUAGCACAUUAAUAAAAUAGGAAAUAAUGUUAACUUCGCUGGUUUGCUGGAGCUGAGGGGUACCAAGAGAAACGAAAAAGUUUUUCAAGUCAUAGCUCAGUCUCUUGCAUUACCAAGGCAGCGGGUGUUUACAUUCUAAAAAGUUCAGUUAAUAGCCCUGCAGUGGAAAAUGAAACCUUUUAAGUACUGACUGACAAUUAAUCCACGAGAACGGUUCGGUGGGAUGGUGAAAAAGCGCUCUUAGACUACAAAAAGGCCAAAAAGAGACAUUCUAAUUUGCAUAUUACUUUUAAAUUUGGCAAGUGCUUUCUGAAAUUAUCAUUUUUUUGACCUUUUAGCUUUUUUAUUAGAUAGUUUACAGUGGAGAGAGACCAGAAAUUACAACAUGACUAAAAUCAUCAGGUUUAAUAUGACUGACUGUCUUUCACUUUUGAGAUUAAAGGUGCACAUUUCUGAGAUAAACCUAAUCACUGGAUUUACCAAAAUUUGAAGUCUCAUUUUCUUUAUUUGACAUCUGAAAUCAAAACAAAGUGAGGUCGUUUUCUUCACAUGUCAGGGACACUUAUUAACUUGUUAUUUGCGAAAAUGUGUCAAAUAAAGUUAAUGUAAAAUCAAUCAAAAUUUUGGCUUUCAGAUACAAUAAGUGUCCACAUUUUUCUUAAAGGUUUCCUGAACUGGGCUUGUUUAUUGUUUUAUACUGUUGUCUGAGGUCUACUUAUGACGUUUGCGUGGUUUCUACAUUCGAUAACAUCAAAAUCAAUAAGUAAUAAGCUAUUUUAUACCCGGGUUUUGAGGCCGUCUCGUCAAGCGCUCUGUUUAAAUGGGUGUGCCGCAUUGAAGACUUGGAAGUAAACGCCCACUGCUAUGAUUGGAUAGCAGUUUGCGUAGUAAACUUAGUUGGAGCCUUCUGUGAAUUUGGUUAGAGAAGUAACGUUAGGUUACACAUUAUCAGGACAUAUCAAGCGAUCUCUAACAAAGCAAUAGUGACGCAUAGUACAAAUAUGUUUUACUCACAAUAAGAUUGCUGUGCCAUUCCUGUCGGAUCCAAUUUUGACUGCACAGCACUGCUUUUUAAUUUUAGUCUCUCCGCAAAUCCAGCGCCUUGUUCACAAAGGAAUCCAUGGUGAAAUGACGAGAACAAAUGCUCAAUGUUUCACCCACGUGAGCAGGGACAUACAUAAAAAUAAACUUCAACCACUCAUUCCUAAUAUCAGAAUCCGAAGGAAGCGACUGUUCUUCCACAACCAGGCGCUGCACAAUGUUGCAUGUUUGUUGCUUGGUCGCUCUAAAUAAAAAUAACAGUGAAAGAAGUCCUCACUUUUACACAUAUGACACGGGGCUAGCCACUCUCGAGAGCCCUUUUCACAGAAAAAAUAAGCAAAUAAAGACAAGGCAAAAACAAACCUUAAAAUGCAAAUUGUUUAUAUAUUUUAUAAGACCAAAAAUUCUUAAAAUCUGCAACAGACCAUUUAUUAAGACCUAAGUGCCAAGGCUUUUUGAUCUAAGACCAAACAACAAGCAUAAAAGCGCUUCUUAAUAACAAACAUGGCAACACAGCAAAAGAGCGCUGUGUGAUGGAGCCUUCCGAGCAUAAACAACACAGCGCAUAACAGCAGUUUAGUUUAGCCGCAAAACUAAUCUUUAGCCGAAAAAUAUGUCGCUAUGGUUACCAGUUUGUCGAUCAUCACAAAUGUGGUAGUGUGUACUAUGUGUGGCUAAAGUCAUUUGCGAACCAGUGGGUGGGGCUAGAGAAGUAGUCAUUGAUAUUUUUCUGUGGAGGCGGUGUUCAACCUAUCUAUGACAGAUAGGUGCAUUCCAGGACCUGGCGUUCGCUGGGCCUGAUGUCAAUAACAGUUGUAAUCUCAGUAACAAGGGCGUUUUCAGUUUGACACUUACAGGAUGUUCGCUUGAAUACGAUUCCCUCUUAUAUAACAAAUGGGUUAAAAUUGAGGUCUUAAUUCAUUGCCCCUUUAACCCUAAAAUGAUCGCUUAACUGCGUCUGCUUCCCUCACACUGUUCUGUGACUGCAGCGUUGUGAUUGACAGAGAUGAUAAUUACUUAAGUGGCUUGUUUGUCUCUUGUUUUUCUCUUCUUCUCUCUCAUUUACUUGCAUAAUUUGAUGUAUAUAACAUUUGUUGUUAUCUAUGCCCUCAACAUUCUCUUCAUUACAGGUUGGCUAAUCUAAUUAAUAAACAUUAUCAUCGAUCCACUCUAAUUUUGUGUGGCUCACUCUCUUUUAUCCUGUGGAUGGAAAUGAGCUAGUUACACAUAUUACAAAUCAAACAAUAUUAUGGCCAUGUUUUUCUCCC
Messenger RNA from Triplophysa rosa, 6888 nucleotides. RefSeq names its product hydroxycarboxylic acid receptor 2-like. Lineage: Eukaryota; Metazoa; Chordata; Actinopteri; Cypriniformes; Nemacheilidae. The coding region runs from base 814 to 1812 and encodes 332 amino acids. The record is from RefSeq and is a predicted model, not a curated record. Gene Ontology annotation, cellular component: membrane. The transcript is spliced from 3 exons. Gene Ontology annotation, molecular function: G protein-coupled receptor activity. Gene Ontology annotation, biological process: G protein-coupled receptor signaling pathway.